Molecule: messenger RNA, 5899 nt
Organism: Dermacentor andersoni
Lineage: Eukaryota; Metazoa; Arthropoda; Arachnida; Ixodida; Ixodidae
Gene: Ogdh
Product: oxoglutarate dehydrogenase Nc73EF
Biological process (GO): tricarboxylic acid cycle
Cellular component (GO): oxoglutarate dehydrogenase complex; mitochondrion
Molecular function (GO): thiamine pyrophosphate binding; oxoglutarate dehydrogenase (succinyl-transferring) activity
Source: RefSeq, a predicted model, not a curated record
AACUGUAGCGACUGUAGCGGGCUCUUUGCGCCAAGAGGUGUGUGCGCGCUUUUGCGUCCGUGUCCGCAAGUCGGGGGUCGCGGACCAUUCAUUCAUUCGGCGGCGAUGGAUCGAGCGAGAACUCUGGCCGCGUCAUUGACGCCGUUCGCCCGGGCCUUGCUGUCCGAGAGGUGCGGUGCCGCGCGUCUGGCAAACACCGGCCACUUCGGCGUUCACCUGCUCAAGGUGCCCGCGCGGGGCUAUGUGACCCGCGCUGCAGCCGAGCCGUUCCUCAACGGCAGCUCGUCUGUAUACGUCGAGGAGAUGUACCGAGCCUGGACCAAGGACCCAAACUCCGUGCACAAGUCAUGGGAUGCCUUUUUCCGGGCUGCAGCGGCCGGGCUAGGCCCGGGCGAGGCCUACAGCUCUCCCCCUGCCCUGGCUUCAGCCAUGUCAACAGUGGCCGUGCCUCGGGUAGCUCCUGCAACAAUGCCGGCACCUAGCCCGUCCAAACUUCCAAGCACACAGGUGGCACCGAGGGACAUCGAUGAUCACCUUUCUGUUCAAGCGAUCAUUCGGUCCUACCAGGUGAGGGGACACCUGGCUGCCUCGGUUGACCCUCUUGGAAUCGUCAACCCCAGCUCACACUCGCCCCUAAAUCGAAAGCAGCUGCAUUCGCCCGAGGUGGUGCUUCGAAAUUACAAGCUAGAGGAGAAAGACAUGGAUCGCCUGUUCAAGCUUCCUGCAACCACAUUCAUUGGUGGCGAGGAGAGCACCCUGCCGCUGCGGGAGAUACUGCGGCGACUAGAGAACGUGUACUGCACAAGUAUUGGCGUGGAAUACAUGUUCAUCAAUGACCUGGACCAGUGCAACUGGAUUAGGGAGAAGUUUGAGUCGCCUGGUGUCAUGCGGCUCAGCAAGGAUCGCAAGCGCCUGCUGCUGUCGCGUGUUGUUCGGUCCACCAAAUUCGAAGAGUUCUUGGCAAAAAAGUGGGUUUCAGAGAAGCGGUUCGGAUUGGAAGGUUGUGAGGUGCUCAUUCCUGCCAUGAAAACCAUCAUUGACCGCUCGAGUGAGCUCGGCAUUGAGAGUAUCGUGAUGGGUAUGCCUCAUAGGGGACGCCUGAACGUCUUGGCAAAUGUUUGCCGCAAACCUCUUGAGCAGAUCUUUACCCAAUUCAGCGGACUGGAGCCUGCUGAUGAGGGCUCUGGGGAUGUGAAGUACCACCUGGGAAUGAGCCAUGAGCGUUUGAACAGAGUGUCAAACCGAAAUAUCAAGCUUGCGGUCUGUGCCAACCCUUCGCAUCUGGAAGGUGUGGAUCCAGUGGUCCAAGGCAAGACUCGUGCCGAGCAGUUUUACCGGGGCGACACUCAAGGCAAGAAGGUGAUGAGCAUCCUUUUACAUGGAGAUGCAGCCUUUGCUGGACAGGGAGUGGUCUACGAGACCUUCCACUUGAGUGAUCUGCCCGACUACUCUACCCAUGGCACCAUCCACAUAGUCGUCAACAACCAGAUUGGCUUCACCACUGAUCCCCGGGUGGCACGUUCGUCUCCCUACUGCACGGAUGUUGCUCGUGUCGUCAAUGCACCCAUCUUUCAUGUGAAUGCCGAUGAUCCUGAAGCUGUCGUGCACGUUUCAACAGUGGCCGCUGAGUGGCGCAGUCGCUACGGGAAGGAUUGCGUCAUUGACCUGGUGGGCUACCGACGCAAUGGCCACAACGAGGUGGACGAACCAAUGUUCACACAGCCACUCAUGUACACCAAAAUCCGCAAGCAGUCAACCCUCCUCGACAUCUACUCACGCAAGUUGCUCGACGAAGGCGUUGUCUCUGAGAAGGAGAUUGAGGAGGAAAAGGAGCGGUACGAAAGCAUCCUGGCAGAGGCCUACAAGAACGCCGAGAAAGAGGACAAGUCCUACAACCGUGACUGGCUUGAUUCGCCCUGGAGUGGUUUCUUUGGGGAACGUGAUCCUAUCAAGUCUGACCCGACGGGUGUGCCUGAAGACGUCCUGCAGCACAUAGGCACGGCGUUCAGCUCGCCCCCGCCGGGCAACUUCAAGAUCCACCCGGGCCUGCGGCGUAUCCUCAAGGCGCGCGCUGAGAUGGUUGAGCAGAAGACGGUCGACUGGGCCUUGGGCGAAGCCAUGGCCUUUGGUUCCCUGCUCAAGGAGGGCAUCCAUGUACGCCUCAGUGGGCAGGAUGUUGAACGGGGCACGUUCAGUCACCGCCAUCAUGUGCUGCACCACCAGACGAUCGACAAGACUACCUACCGGCCUCUGUGUCAUCUUUGGCCAGACCAGGCACCCUACACCGUCUGCAACAGCUCCCUAUCCGAGUAUGGUGUACUUGGCUUUGAGCUGGGAUUCUCGAUGACCAACCCCAAUGCGCUGGUGAUGUGGGAGGCCCAAUUUGGGGACUUCAUGAACACUGCCCAGUGCAUCAUCGACCAGUUCAUCAGCAGCGGGCAAGCCAAGUGGGUCCGGCAGAGUGGCCUCGUCAUGCUUCUGCCUCAUGGCAUGGAGGGCAUGGGUCCUGAGCACUCAAGCGGCAGGCCUGAACGUUUCCUCCAGCUCUGCAGUGAAGAAUCCGACGUCUUUCCAACCAUCGACGAGGACUUUCCCAUGCGGCAGCUGAACGACAUCAACAUGAUUGUUGCCAACUGCACGACGCCUGCCAACUACUUCCAUGUGUUGCGGAGGCAGAUUACCUUACCCUUCAGGAAACCACUCAUCCUUCUGACACCAAAGUCACUGCUCCGGCAUCCAGAGGCCAAAUCGCACUUCAGUGAAAUGACUGAAGGUACAUCGUUCCUGCGGCUCAUCCCAGAUAGUGGCCCAGCUAAGGACAAUGCAUCGGCCGUGCGCCGCCACCUUUUGUGCUCGGGCAAGGUGUACUACGAACUCACCAAAGAGCGCAGGGCACGGAACCUCGACUCUGAAGUGGCCAUCACACGUGUCGAGCAGCUCUGCCCAUUCCCGUUUGACCUGGUGAAGCAAGAGGUUGACCGGUACCCCAACGCCGAGAUCUCCUGGGUCCAGGAGGAGCACAAGAAUCAGGGCUUCUGGUACUUUGUCCAGCCACGGCUGCAGACUGUGGUUGCCCACCAGAAACCCAUCCAGUACGUGGGCCGUGCUGUCUCUCCAUCAACGGCGACUGGCAGCAAGCACACACACAAGAAAGAGUCUGAGAAGCUUCUCAAUGACAGUUUUGCUUGAGUGUGCUGUCUUGGUAAAAAAAAUGAGGGAAGGGAGAGGAACCUUUAUAUUUAAAUCCAAGUCAAGAUAAGGAAGUGGAUGACAGAGCUGCUGCUGUUGAUCGUUCCUUUUGUAGCCGAGACACGCUUCUUACGUUUUUAGAAAAUUGGCCGUUUAUGUUGCCACAGCUUUCAUGAACGGCACCGGCACAUCUUGGCAGUUACAGGGGCCUUCGCUAGCUUCGUGCACCACAGGCUGUGAGGCAGAUCUGAUAGAAACGGCCAUGUCUCCCGCACAGCAAGAUGAACUCUUGCGUACUGUUCAGAGACGAGAACAGCAGCCUGAUUUUAUGCCGUAUUAAUGAACAUUGUUGCACAGUAUGUUUUUCGCUGUACACUAAGAGCAUAGUCUCUUGUCAUGCAAAUUUGUCCCUGUGAAACACCAGUGUCUUGUCAUCGUUGCAGUGGAGAUUUAAUAGGCCUGGAGCGCAUAGCAACAAAUGUUGACCAGCCUUUGAAGAUGAGGCCCUCCGAUCUGACAUUAUUGCUUCCUUGCAUUGGUGUGUUGUGUGGUCUUUGUUAUGCAGCAAACUUGUUUCUGCUCACUGCUGUUAUAUGUGAGGCUAAACGUGCGGUCAGCAAACUUGUUUUUUGGAGCGGGUGUACCGGACAUUGCUGAUGGGCACUCGAGCUGCACUUGAGCUGUGGAACAGCAGAGUACAAGCAAGUAGUAUGGUGGAAUUCGCUGUUCUUUCGGUGAUUAAGUUAACCAUGCUUUUUAGGCGCUGUGGCUUCCUCUUUAGUUCAACGCCGUUUGGAAAGGUGUGAAGAAUGAUGUGAGGCACGAGCUUAUGCGUCGUUCAAGCGACUACUUGCUUUUUUUUCUUGGUUAUGUCUGAAGGCUGCUUUGCAAGGAAGCAAAGAUCAAGCAAGCAAUGCUCACACAAGAGAAAGUAGUUUUCUAGUGCAAGAAGCACUGCUCUUGCAUUAUAAGUGUAGGCCAGUGAGUAGACUUUUGCUGACUCUUAUUAUGUAGGUAGGGGAGAGAAAUGUACAGGAAUGGGCAAAAGUGCAUCAAUAAUGCCUGUGCAUUGCAGUGAGAGCUUUUAAUGGCAAGUUUUCUAUGACCAGUGCCAUGAAACUUAUUUGCCAUAGUUUAUGCAUGAAGGAAUACCAAAAUAUUGUUUUUAAAUUUAUAUGCACCCAGAAAAAAAUGUAACCUCAGCACACAACUCUGUUAAACAUCCAGGGCUUCAGGUCAAUGUAUGGCAAGUGUUUUAUGUCGAUGAUGGCAGUCUUCUUUUAACAAGGGAAGCUUUCAUUUGUUUUAUAUGGAGUCAGAAAGUAGGCCGCUGGCUGCUCUUUUUAAUCUUGUUCCAAAUAACGGAAACGAAUGUCUGGUAGCUGAUGCAGCAGUUAUAGUGGCUAUAAUUGUGUAAAUCUAUGCAGUUUUACCAUAAACCAGAAUGCUGGAAGAUGGAAAGGAAGUGACAGUUUUCUUUUCUUGGAAACUGACAUUGUCAGCACUGAAAUCUUGUACUUCUGCAUAAGUCGAAGUUAAGGGGGGGGCAAGGCACUUUAAAAAAACUUUAUUUUUUAAACAAUUUCAAUAAAAUUGGCACAGUUACUGUAUUUUUAUAAGCCGAUUUGAAAGAUGCAAUUAUAUUUUUUUUCUAUGAUAAAUAUUUUUAUCAUAUCCAAAACAGGAUGUUCUUUUUUUUUGGAGCCUAAUUAGCUAAUUAACAGCAACUUGCACGGUAACAUACAGCACACGGAAUCAAUUGUGAAUGUUUAUAGUGUGUCAUAAGCUAUAAAUCAUUGUUCUAGGCCAUUUUGAAGCAAAGUUAUAGGUUGUCAAACUUAGUCAUAAAACAUGCCCAUAUUCAUAUUUUUCGAUUAUCAAGGUGGGCAAUAUUUAUCAUAGAAAAAAAAAUAAUUACAUCUUUCAAAUCGGCUCAUAAAAAUACAAUAACUGUGCAAAUUUCAUUGAAGUUGUUUAAAAAGUAAAAAUGGUUUUUGAAGUGCCUCGUCCCCCCUUAAGGCCAGUGGUGUAGAGGGCUGUGGUGGUUUCUUGAAAAAAGUUUUUAGACUUUAAUGAUGUUAUUUGACUUGCAAUCUUCAUUGAGCCAGUACCAUACUGUCUUGUGCUUAGUUAAUUCAGUUGUUGCUGGCCCGUUUUUCGACUGCAGUCCUUUCACUUGUAUUGAGUUUCUGACCCAACGUAGGUUCAGGAAAAGGCGGGCAGUAUUGAAGAACAGCAUAGUGACAUUGAAUGGCUGUGGCAUGAAAGAUACAAUUUCAUUUGUUUUCAAUGAUACCUUGUCCCACUGUUACUUGAGCAUGUGAUGCACUGUUGACUACAUUUUGUUUUGAUUUUCCAUUUUGUUCCAAGGCGCGCAUUGUUAUUUAAGCAGUUCAUUCCUGUUAUGUAGUGUCAUAGCUUUUUCUUUUUUCUGAUCUUGCUUUGUGUUCUAGCAGAAGUUGCAUUUUCUGAUGUCACAGCUUUGUGUCUGCGUUUUAGCAAGUGUGCAUCUCUUGGAAGAUGCAGAUAAUUUUACUAAAAUCACUGCUUCCCCUUGUAAAAACGUGUGUACCUUGUGGCCUCAUUGCUUGGCUCUGGCACACACAGAAGCAUUUCUGAAACUCAGCAACUCUGUUUGUAGUGCUUAGUUUUUUGCUUUGAAGAUGGAGGUCAUUGUGUUUCUGCAGUAAAUGUGUUUACAAGCAAUGUU